AUGCCGGGCAAGACUGACCUAGAAAGCUACAACUCCACCAUAUUUUCCACCACAUCGGCUAAUGAUUAUGAUGUCUUUCUUGUGGGCAGUGAAGACUUUGUUUACAAGUCCAAUGCUCCUUACAAUGACACACUGUCACGUCUCCAAACAAAGGCAGCCAAUGGCGAGCUAGCUCAUCUUGACAACAAAGCUUGCAUAAACAGCUAUGCAGUUACGUAUCUAUCUGCGCACGGAAGCUUGCUCCUGGUCACUGGUAACAUGAGCCAAUCCCAGCCUAACUUCGUCGCCGGAACCAAGGUGGUCAACGGCGGUGGGGGAAGCGACUCCAACCCCGACUUAUAA
Molecule: messenger RNA, 342 nt
Organism: Penicillium riverlandense
Lineage: Eukaryota; Fungi; Ascomycota; Eurotiomycetes; Eurotiales; Aspergillaceae
Exons: 2
Coding region: 1-342 (113 amino acids)
Source: RefSeq, a predicted model, not a curated record